Molecule: messenger RNA, 1112 nt
Organism: Anthonomus grandis grandis
Lineage: Eukaryota; Metazoa; Arthropoda; Insecta; Coleoptera; Curculionidae
Exons: 5
Coding region: 80-1042 (320 amino acids)
Molecular function (GO): protein binding
Source: RefSeq, a predicted model, not a curated record
UUGAAAUUUCAUUUUAUAGUAUAAAUAUCCUUUUGAAAGAUAAAAACUAAAUAAAUCUCACUGGAGCAACAUCCCAAACAUGACGCCUACUUUAAUAGUAGUCUUACUGCUCAAUGCUUAUUUGGCAUCAUCAAACGCAAUAUGCGUACCGGGCAGUGUUCCUAACAUAACUUUAAGCACAAAUUACACUCUUACAUGGGACGAGUGUUUGAAUCCACAAAAUUGUACCAUAACGAAUUAUAUUAUCAAUAUUCUGGAUGAAGGUACCAUAUACCAGUAUCAAACCAACAGCAGUGUACUUACUUUUAAUGUCAGUUUUCUUGAAAAUUGUAAAAAAUAUGGUUUUGAGGUACACGCUUUGACCGAUGAAUCAGUCCUCGGACCUUCGGUUCAAUUGCUUGCUGAAACUUCUCUACCUGAAGGUUAUGACCUGACUCUUGGAACCCUGAACUCGCUCACCUACAACAAAUCGAUUCAAAUUGAUUGGAAUUUGAAGAGUAUUAAUCUCGACAGAUGCAUCUCCUAUUACAGAGUCGUAUACUGGGACGAGAAUAAUCAACCUCAGGAUUAUUACUCCGCUAGCAAGAAUUUCACAUUAGCAAACCGAAUUCCAUGCACGAAUUACACAUUCCAAGUAAAUGCUAUUAUAGUUAAUCCAGAUAUACAAGGACCCAUUGCUGAAAUUACCAAUGUGGUCUUUGCUGAAGUUCCUGCUGUUCCUAAGAUAGCCUUACUAGAGACUACAGAAACUUCAGUAGAAAUGGUGUGGGAGUUAGAGAAAUACGCGACGAAUCAUUGUCAGUUGCUGUUUCUUAAUAUAACAACAGCUGGUCUUCCCACUAACCUUACUUACCUAGAAAUCCCUAUAAUCGACAACUUAUCCAGACCCAACGUGACAGUAAAUAUUACGGGACUAGAGCCAAAUAGCGUUUACGUCAGUCAAGUGAGUGUUGUAAACGUUGGAGGAGCAUCAAAAAAUGUAACUGUAUCAUACCAGACGACCGAUACAUAUGUUUUUGAUUUUAUUCAAAAUGUUUUGUAAUUAGUUAGAAUAGAAUAAGUGUAUUUAUUGUUAAUAAUUUUUUUAAUAUAUUACUUAUUACUGUAUAAAA